AGCUACUUUUUAGCCAAGAAGACACCUGUUUUACAGUCAAACUUCACUAUGUCUUCAGAUUUUGAAGCCUAUGAACAGGACUUUGGAACCCUGACAGCAGAAAUAACCAACAAAAUUGGAAGGAUUCCCAAAUUAGGUGGAGAGGAGAAGACACAGCUGGUUCUAAAUGUCGACAAACAGCUCGAAGAAGUCAGAGAGUUGAUGGAGCAGAUGGAUCUGGAGGUGCGUGAGCUCCCCAUCCAGAGCAGAGGCAUGUACCAGAGCAGACUGAAGAGCUACAAGGGGGAGAUGGACAAGCUGGAGAAAGACUUUAAAAGGUCACGUAUCGCCUACAGUGAUGAGGUGCGGAACGAGCUCCUGGGGGAAGACGCUGGCUCCUCUGAGAGUCAGUUGAUCAAGUUACGUGAAGAGAGAGCACAUCUGUUGGACAACACAGAGAAGCUGGAAAGGUCAUCUCGGAGGCUGGACGCAGGCUACCAGAUAGCAGUGGAAACCGAACAAGUUGGCCAAGAGAUCCUGGCUAACCUACACACCGACCGCGAGAAGAUCCAGAGAUCCAGAGAUCGGCUGAGAGAGACAGACGCCAACCUGGGCAAGAGCUCCCGCAUCCUAACCGGCAUGCUGAGAAGGUAAGAGGCAGAAUCAUCCAGAACAGAGUCCUGGUCUUCGUCCUCGGCGCCAUCAUCCUCAUCACCAUCAUCCUGGCUAUCUAUUUCAAUGUGCGAGGGCACUGAUCUCCCUAAUUCUCUCUCUCUCACACACACACACACACACACACACCAGGCGUGAUUAAUAGCGACAAAAGCAUUGCUCUGGAGUAAUUAGGACAAAUGGUUCCAAUGAAUCACUUUCCAGGCCAUGACAGGGGUCUCUCUCUCUCUCUCUUCUUUCUCUCGCUCUCUCUCUUCUUUCUUUCUCUCGCUCUCUCUCUCUCUCUCUCUCUCUCUCUCUCUCUCUCUCUCUCUCUCUCUCUCUCUCUCUCUCUCUCUCUCUCUCUCUCUCGCCCCCACAGUUUUUGUUCUUUUGUUUUUGAUAUUAUUCAUGGUGUUGUCACUGGACUGUGUUUGAUUGGAUCCAUCUUUCCCCUGGGUAGAGAGAGAGCCUAUGGGGAAUUCAAAGAGUUUAGAUGUAAAUCCUGCUAGUGUUGUGUAUGCACUACUUCCAUGGUCUAACCUAAGGUUUCCGCAGUCCCUUUUCUGUGUGUGUGUGGGUGCUUGUCUAUCUGUACGCAGGGCUUUCUUCUCCCUCUCUGUCAGACCAACUUUCAAUCCAUCUAGUGUAUUAGGUGCUAGACUCAACUCUGAUUAACAUUGGGGCUUACUACAUGCGUCCACAGUCACACACACACAGCCUCCAGGUACAAAGGACAGUACCUUCAAAUAAGAGGUGGUAGUCCGUCACCUCUUUCCACACGGUUGGGCCCAAAUAUGAGAUCUACGUUCGUAAAUGGAAGACUUAUUCGACUUAUAGAAAACGCAUGAAAAGGUUUGCUUCUGUUUUGACUCAAGGAAGGAGACACUGUUUGAUUCGCCUGUCCUCUUCACAAUAUUCACUCGUAUCAUUGAUAUCGGACUGUGUUUGAUCUCAACGUUGUCCAGACUCCAUGAUAUUUUGUUCAUACACACAUGACAUUAAUAUAGAAUUGAUUGUAGUAGUCCACAUACUGCACUAACUGGCAAAUCUACAUAAAUUGUACGCAGAGAAAAAAAAGGCUUUUAGGUUUUUCAUAUUACCAGUAAUUCUGUUACUAUUUAUUUAUAUACAUUGUUUGAGAAUUGAUGAUUUAUUUUUGUUGAUUAUCAUUAAGUGUACAUUUUAUGGAGUCUAUUGUAAACGUAACCUGACGCAGACCAAUGGUCUUUGGCCAGCGAAUCACAUGACAUGUAUAGUUCAUAUUUCUCCAGGACCAGUUCAUUCAUGGAUUGCUUUGAUUGUGUGUGAAUUCAGACUUAAGUCAUUUUUAAUAUGAAUGAAAUUGCUCUGUUGUCCUAUCUAAAUAUUGUUCUUAUUUCUUCGGGUUUUGUCCAGAGUUGUAAUGAUGAAAAUGUUUAUGUAGAGCCUUUAACCCAAACAGCUUCAAGCUGAUAUGUUGUUGCAUGUUUUUACCAACUCCCAAUACUACGUGUGUUUCAGUCCAGUUUGGAAGGGGAGUGCCAUUCUACUGUAGGUGGACAGAGUAAGAUUGUUGUGUUUUAUGUGCAAAAUCCGAGAGGCGCUGCAAAGGGACUGUUUGUGUGUCCUGUCUGUCAUUAGGGCAGAAUGAUGCUCUCAUUAGCCCUGUAACACACACAUUACUCACACACAAACAUACUCUCAUUAAAACAUACACAGGUACCCCCCAUGUCCUCCACCGACAGACAGCCAGAAGGCCGGUGGUCUGCCUGGCUCAGGCCAGACGGCCGCCUGCCUCCGUGCGGCAGAACGAGAGAGAGAGAGAGAGAGAGAGAGGACAUUUGCUAUUCCGUUUCAGGACAAGCCGGUUGUCUUAUUUUGGAAGCGGGGGCUUGUUGGGGGAGGGGGCUUUCUCCGCUACCCCCCAGCCGCCCGGCGGCUUCAAAGGUUCUAUUAAUGACCAACAAAAUAGUGGCUCCCCCUCAAUCCCACGUGGGCCAACCACUGGCCGAGUUAUCAUUAAGUUGAGGAAUAAUGAAAGAGUAAAAAAAGAGGAUAAGGAGAGGAAACGAGGAGGAGGGGGGAGAAAUCCCUGCCAACCUCAUCAGAUAAUCACCUGUGUGAUUUGGUUUUUCCAUCAAAAGAAAGAACAGGUGGAGGUGUGUAUCAGGAUCUAUACCUGGAGGUUGGUGUAUAUGAGCCAAACAACUGAUUAUUGUGUGUACCUAUCUGGAGUGCCUACGUGUGCUCGUCCUCUCUCCUCGGUCCCUUCCUCCCUCCUCUCUCCACCCCCACCCGUCCUCCCUCUUUCCCUCACCCCUGUCUUCCUCCCUCUCUCUCUCUCCCAGCCUGUCAGGGUGAGCAGAGUUGUAGCGCUGCCGCAGCCUCCCUUCUGCCGUGCAUUGUGGCCGCGGAAGACAGCGUGGCAGGCAGCGUGGCCACGGCAGACAGCGAGCACAGCUCUAUUUGAAGUUGUAAUGGUGUCAAAAAGUCAGGGCUGACAGACAGCUGUCAGUCCCACAGGGCCUCAUUAAAAACAGACCCACUUGACAAGGAAAUAAUUGAGCGUCGCCGACAACCCUGCCUGGGCUCCAUUUAGAUGUUUGUAUUUUGUUUCAUUAUUAUUUCUGGCUAUUAUGUUCAUUAGGAAAUGGCAUUAAACAACUUUAGAUAAAGGGGGAGGGCUAAUGAUUUGUUUAGAGGGGGGGGGUAUUAGUUAACAGGAGGCCUGUCAUAUGAUUCCUUGCUUUGGCAGAUGCCUGGUAUCAUCUGCCAACACUCCUUUUUUUAGUCUACUUUCUCUUGUUCUCCUUUUUGUCUGCCCAUCCUUCCUUUUUUCCCAGCCCUCUUAUAUUUACAUUUACAUUUACAUUAUAUCUCUCCAUCCCUCCUUUCUUCCGUUCCCUCUCUCUUUCUCUCUCUCUCCUUCUCUCCCUCCGAGCAGCGGGUGCCUUUAAAGUACGAAAUAGAUUAUUCAUUACCCCCUUUCUGUUCUUUGUGACUGAUUUGGCUUUCGACGAGCAUCUUGCCACGGAGAGAAGGAUGAAAACUUGUCAAAAAUAGGUUCUAUCUUAUUCCAAGGGGCAACAAUAGCAGCAGGUACAGACACCUUUUAAUAUUUAAUUAAGCCCAGUGUUAACCCACCUCAAGUGACUAGAGGUGUGUGAGCUCCAUACAGACAGGAAGAGAGAGGGGAGGGAUUUUGGGGGGGGGUGAUUAGUAAUUGGAUGUCUAAAGCCAUUUAAAUGUGUUUGCUUCUCUCCGAUCGCUAGACAGGCUCGUGUUUUAUGUCCCUGUCCAUUGUCAUAUGAUCAUUGUCUGAGGGGCUGGUGAGUUCGUCAUGUCCAAGGCUGAAUAUGCUUUUUAAGGUUUUGGAGAUGUGUCUACCAUUUAGGUUUGAGUCAUCUCUUCUUCCUUAUGCAAGAGCCAUUUAUGCCACAUUUAAAAAAUCGGGCAAUCUAGCACCCUUCAACCACAGCGCGGGUUAAGCGUACGUCUCCUGGUGUUUGAUACACAAACCAGGGGUCCUCUCGAAAACCGGUAAAAGGGGAUAAUUGUUCCCAGGACGAGUAAACUUUUCGGCAGCGGCCCCUUCCGGUACAAAAUCCUGCCGUUUGUCAGCCGUUUAGGCGGACAGGAAUAGUGACAGGGAGCGUUUGAGCCGUUGUCCCUCUGAAAGACGCACCUUAAACGGGAUAGGUAAACAACUCCGACAGUGGGAUCGCGAUGGGAGGGCAGACGUUUUAUCUCCCAGAGAGUCUCCGCUGUGAGGGACGCCCACCCGCAGACCAGCGAGCCGAAGUCCACAAUGACGCCGUUUGACAAUAGGGAUGAGUCUGCCUCUGUAUCGACUGUCCACACAAACGCAGACAAAAAUACAUUACACACGCAUCCCUCUCUACUGUCACACGUGCUGGAGCAACCCCCUAAACCCCCUUUCAUUCUAUGAUAGUAGAGAGAGGGCUACAGUAUGUUCCCCCUUUCAUUCUAUGAUAGUAGAGAGAGGGCUACAGUAUGUUCCCCCUUUCAUUCUAUGAUAGUAGAGAGAGGGCUACAGUAUGUUCCCCCUGUUUGUACCAGUCCAAGUAGAAUGGCUUUCUUCUUUUUCCCCUCCCUGCUCUUCUCUUUCUCUUUUAAAUCAUCCAACGCUGUUGUUUAUUUUAAUGGUGUUUACACGCACAAAGACAUGACAAUGGCCCUAUUCUCUGCGGUAGGUCACAGAGCUACAGCCGUGUCUAGAGCGCCUACCCUUGUGCUUGUGGGCGAAAAGAUGGAGCCGGAAUAGUGCAAUGGCGAGUGCAGUUGGUUUGCGUGUCGUGUGUGCAUGUUUCGGUCGGUGUUCAAAAUGUCCAUCAAUAGUGUAAGUCUAGUAUCUUGAUGAUCAAGUCCGAGCAGCUGAACUCAACAUUGUGUUGCUUUUCAUACUUUUUUGGGGGGUGUUUAGUUUCUCCCCCCUCCCCCCCGAGACAUUUUUGUGCUUUCUGUAGAUGUGAAGAAAAUUUGUGUUGUCAUUAAAGCAGUAUUGCAUUCCAACAACAAA
Messenger RNA from Oncorhynchus keta (chum salmon), 5152 nucleotides. RefSeq names its product vesicle transport through interaction with t-SNAREs homolog 1A-like. The record is from RefSeq and is a predicted model, not a curated record. Gene Ontology annotation, biological process: vesicle fusion with Golgi apparatus; macroautophagy; retrograde transport, endosome to Golgi. Gene Ontology annotation, cellular component: Golgi apparatus; SNARE complex; ER to Golgi transport vesicle membrane. Bases 49 to 633 code for a protein of 194 amino acids. Gene Ontology annotation, molecular function: SNARE binding; SNAP receptor activity. Lineage: Eukaryota; Metazoa; Chordata; Actinopteri; Salmoniformes; Salmonidae. The transcript has 9 exons.